This is a messenger RNA of Lolium rigidum, 2915 nucleotides long. RefSeq names its product DDT domain-containing protein DDR4-like. Gene Ontology annotation, biological process: regulation of DNA-templated transcription. Gene Ontology annotation, cellular component: RSF complex. Bases 1 to 2217 code for a protein of 738 amino acids. Lineage: Eukaryota; Viridiplantae; Streptophyta; Magnoliopsida; Poales; Poaceae. The transcript is spliced from 13 exons. The record is from RefSeq and is a predicted model, not a curated record.
AUGGCCUCCUCCUCCUCCUCCUCACCUCCCGCCUCCCCCUCCCCAUCCGACUCCAACCCUAACCCCCACGCCAACGCAGAUCCUCGAUCGGAUCCUCUCAUGCCCGCCGCCAGCGACGGCGACGGGGCCUCCCCCGCCUCGCCGGACCAGCCCGAGGCGGCGGCGCCGGCGAAGGAGGACCACGAGCCCCCCGAGCCGGCGGAGGAGGCCCCGACCCCCAGGAAGACGCGCCUGCCGCGCGCCUGCAACACGGGCGCCGCCGCCGACGAGACGCCCCAAUGCCGCGUCGUCACGCCGCUCGUCUCCGAACCAGACGCGCCCGCCGACCUGCCCCGCUGGCGCCUCCGCUGCAUGUGGGAGCUCGGCUCCGUCCUCAACUUCCUCCACGUGUUCCGCCCUCUGCUCAACAUCACGGACGAGCUCACGGCGGAGGAUCUCGAGGCCGCGCUUAUCACGCCUAACGCCACUCUAUACGAUGUUCACAUGCCGCUGCUAAAGUCAAUUCCCCCAGUUACCCGCAUGGCUAUGGGGCGCGGAACCUGGGUGACCGUCCUAUGCAGGAAGCUAAGGGAUUGGUGGCAUUGGGUUGCAGAAGGUGAUCUACCAAUAGUUGCGUCGCAUGGAGCUGAAAUUGAAAUGUACAAGGAGCUAGAACCGGCAACUCGUUUAGUGAUCUUGAAAGCAAUAUGUGACAUACGUGUUGAGCAAGAGGACAUACGGAACCACAUUGACAGUUCCGUAAAGCGGGGUUAUGACCUUUCAACCUUCCGUAAAGAACGAAUUGGUGGAGAUUCCCUUGGAAUCUCAUAUUGGUACGAAGAUGAUCCAAUUCUUGGACAUAGAUUGUAUCGAGAAAUUAGACGAGUGGAACAGGUGAAGAAGGAACCGGGGAAGAGAUCAAAGGGAAAAAGAGAUUCAACUCCUCCAAUUGUGUCUUAUCAGUGGGAAACUGUUGCAUCCAGUUUUGAUGAGUUUGAUGAUGUUGCAGAAAAGCUAUUUUCUAGUCGGAACAGGACAGAGGUUUCCCUUGGCAAAAAGUUGAAGAUUGAAUAUCUUCCAGAGAUUGAGAAGAUUCAUAAGAAGAAGGAGAGGUCGCUCAAAAAGCAACAGAGAGAAGCUCUCCUCCUUGAUAGUUACUUGACAUCAGAUGUUACCACUGGUCGCUCUCUUCGUGAUAGAAAGCCUGUAACAUAUACCUUUGAUGACUAUGACCGCUCAAUAAAUGAGGCAAUCAAAAUAACAAAGAAAAGAGAAAACUCUGCUGAGCCUGUUACUAAUCUCAAUAGAAGGAUGCUUACACCAAGACCGGAGUCAUCAAGCAAUGGCAAAUUAAAUGGUCCCUCACCUCUUGCUAAUGAAUUAUAUGAUGGAAAUUCUUCAAAGUCGGAUGACUACCGAGAUAGUGAUGCUGAAGAAGAAAAUGAAACACUUGAUCGCAGUAACCGACGGAGGAGAAGAUCUCGGAGGUACACGCAAGAUUUUGUUGAGGCUCUCUCUGAUAUUGAUCCGAACUUUGACAGCGAUGAUGAUAUCAUGGGAGAAGCGGUUUAUGAUGAGGAAUAUUUGAGAACUCGCAAACAUCAGAAGACAUCAAGUGCGUCUGAAGAGGAUGAAGAGUUCCGGUUGGAAGAGGAUGUUGAAGAUGAUGAUGAAGAGGAAGAGGAAUUUUCUGCGGGCACCAGUGAAGAUAUAGAGGAGCCCCAACGGCAUACAAAGUUGCGAAGUCAGAAUGGCCGAGGGGCUAAGCGGAGAUCUGUUGGUGAAACCCAGACAGGUCUCAGGCGCAGCAAGCGUUCUUCUCGUCCACGUAUUAACUAUCAGCAGUAUGAUUUUUCGGAUACGGAUGCAGAGGCAGGAAAGGCAGGUAAAUCAGAUGCAUCGGACCCCGAUGCUAACUCUGAUGGAGAAAAUAAUAUGGAACUCUCAACAUCGAGCCAAGAGCAACAGGAAGAAGAGGAUGAUGACACUGAGGAAUUAAAAGGUAGUAAUGGCAAUAGUAAAAUAGCUGAAGACCAUGCAGUGGCAGCAAAUAAAGAGGAGCAAGAGGAGGAGCAGCCACAGCUGCAGCUACAGUCUGUCGAGAAGACGAAUGUUCCCAGCAGAGAGAGUGAAAGUGUUGGAAGAACAUUCUUAGAUCUAAACGAGCUUGCGCCUGGUGCUGGCUUCGAUGACGGGCCAAGUCUGGCAAUGAAAGAUGAAGACAUGGAUAACAGUUAGGAAAUAAGUUGCGAUAGAAUCAGUGUGUUAGGGGUUGCUGUUUCGAGCAAGGUGUAAAUGCCCAAAGUCAUGGACCAUGACAAUCAAUGGGCCUCUGAUGAGAUGUUGUGGCGAUAUUUGGAUGGUUCAAUUUGAUCUUUAGUACAUUGGUUUACUGUGACAAAAGUGUUGAGGUAUCCACCUGGGGUGGUUUCGGGGACGAGCUUCCUUGAACAUCAUCUGAGCUCUUGGGAGGCCAUGCUGACAAUAUUUUGCACUCCAUUGUGUACACUACAUGAAAGUGCGCGAGCCGAUCAAUUGCUGCUGUAUUAUGGUCAGAUUGAUCGAUGUGGCCGAAUGUGUAGAUUAUAAAUUUUAUUGCCUCCAUAUUUAUUUAGCCUUAGGCAUGAUGACGUUGCUGUGUGAAAUACAGCAGUAUUUCGUAGGGAGCAAACUUGAGUGUGUUGUCCAGUGCUCGGCUUUGAGGAGUUUCUUUUUCCACGUGUAGCAUGUAGCUUGAGUCUAAGCACGAGCUGUAUUUUGUAUUUAUAUGUGAUAACCUGAUUAGAUUGGUAAAAUCUGUGUAGCUGACACAGCCCUACAAACUUGAGCUCCCGGGCCAACGGUGUUGUAGUAUUGUUUGAAAUUUGCUUUCUGUUCUUCCUAAUAGAUAAGGGGAGACAAUGGUUUAGCAUUUAUAUGCAUCAGAAAAUGGUAUU